This is a messenger RNA of Oikopleura dioica, 540 nucleotides long. NCBI's taxonomy places the organism in Eukaryota, Metazoa, Chordata, Appendicularia, Copelata, Oikopleuridae. The record is from the annotation of a GenBank genome assembly.
AUGGCCAGCCGAAAAACCAAGAAGCCAAAGAAGCGAGCGCAACGAGCCACCUCCAAUGUCUUCGCCAUGUUCGGCCAGGACCAGAUCCAGGAGUUCAAAGAAGCCUUCACCAUGAUUGACCAAAACCGGGAUGGCUUCGUCGACAAAGACGAUCUUCACGAUAUGCUUGCAUCUCUCGGCAAAGACCCAACUGAUGAUUACCUGGAAAAAAUGAUGGCUGAAGCGCCAGGGCCGAUCAAUUUCACAAUGUUCUUGACGAUGUUUGGCGAAAAGCUUAACGGAACUGAUCCCGAGGAUGUGAUACGCAACGCCUUUGCAUGCUUCGACGACAACAACUCAGGAAAACUAAGCGAGGAAUAUCUGCGAGAGUUGCUAAUGACGACGGGCGACCGCUACACCGAAGACCAGGUGGACGAGCUUUUACGAGAAGCGCCGAUCGACGCCAACGGCGACUUCGAUUACAUUGAGUUCGUCAAAAUCCUAAAACACGGCAAAGUGGACCCAGACGCGAAUAAAUUGGAGAUGGUCAAGCUCGAAUGA